Molecule: messenger RNA, 1155 nt
Organism: Metarhizium album ARSEF 1941
Lineage: Eukaryota; Fungi; Ascomycota; Sordariomycetes; Hypocreales; Clavicipitaceae
Exons: 2
Coding region: 1-1155 (384 amino acids)
Biological process (GO): positive regulation of catalytic activity
Cellular component (GO): cell periphery; fungal-type vacuole
Source: RefSeq, a predicted model, not a curated record
AUGAAGGACCCGGCUCCAGGUGCUGCGCCAUCAUCGUCGCCCCCUCCAACAGCUGCAGAAUCGAGCGUUUCCGAGCUACCUGCGUCUGGGCAGACGCAUCUGUCUGAGACGGCGACUGAAAACUCCAUCCUUCGCCUCCGACCCCCGAGGACCCUUCCCCCUUGGAUUGAUUCCUACGAGGAGAGAUACGGCCCCGUCAGCGAUGAGCAGCUUCGUCUUUUGCAGCCACCAGCGCGUAUCUUGCACCAUCAAACCAAUUCUUCUCCGAAUCCACCUCGACGACGUGUCUCCAAAGAUGGCUUCGUCGCCUGGGAUGACCCGGCCCUGGGGCCAGCCCAGACUGCUCGUUCCAGAAUCCCUCACUUCCUUCGAUAUGGACGCGCUUCUAUGCGCGGCAGAAAAUGGGAUCACUUGCGCUCCAACGAACCCGUCAUUGUUUCCACCCAUAGACCGGCUCCAGCCCAGAGCGCCUCGUCAUGGUCUGACUUUAUACGGUCGUCCUCAUGGGGGCGGAUGCCCAAUGUAGAAUCCCAAAUCGUCGAUUAUCGGAUCCUCGAUCAGAUGCAACCGACAUUCAACAAGGAAACGGAUGUUCAGUUCCACCACACAGACGUGCCUAAAGAUCAUCCAAGUUUGACGGCUCUGCCCGGGCGUUUCUGGAACGGAAUCAUGCGGUAUCCGCUGUCGCCGUUUCUAUUCCGGUUGGGCGUAAUGGUGACUUCGAUCCUGGCACUUGGAAUUGCAGCUCGGAUAUACCAACUGGAACACAACAUCAACCGCAGCAGCGGUGCUGAGCAGUCCCAGGUAGUGGUUGCCAUCGUCGUGGACUGUUUAGCAAUUCCUUACAUUGGCUACAUGAUAUGGGACGAGUACACGGGCAAACCACUUGGUCUGCGGUCAGCCAUGUCGAAGAUCUCACUGAUCCUGCUGGACUUGUUCUUCAUCAUAUUCAAGUCUGCGAGCACGGCCCUGGCGUUUGAGAGUUUUAUAUAUCACAAUGUGCAGCAGAGGCAAAUCAUUCGUUUGUCCCUGGCUCUGGCUGUCUUUCAGCUCAUUGGUCUCAUUUCGUGGUCGAUGACUUUUACCAUCAACGUUUUCCGAACCGUCAAGCGGCUAGGAGGUGGAGGGGACGAUAGUAAUGCGGGUGGUGUUUGA